AAUAAUCCGGUUGUCCUCACCUGUGUUCUCCUUCACUACUACUACUACUACUACUACUACUACUACUACUACUACUACUACUACUACUACUACUACUACUACUACUACUACUACUACUACUACUACUACUACUACUACUACUACUACUACUACUACUACUACUACUACUACUACUACUACUACUACUACUACUACUACUACUACUACUACUACUACUACUACUACUACUACUACUACUACUACUACUACUACUACUACUACUACUACUACUACUACUACUACUACUACUACUACUACUACUACUACUACUACUACUACUACUACUACUACUACUACUACUACUACUACUACUACUACUACUACUACUACUACUACUACUACUACUACUACUACUACUACUACUACUACUACUACUACUACUACUACUACUACUACUACUACUACUACUACUACUACUACUACUACUACUACUACUACUACUACUACUACUACUACUACUACUACUACUACUACUACUACUACUACUACUACUACUACUACUACUACUACUACUACUACUACUACUACUACUACUACUACUACUACUACUACUACUACUACUACUACUACUACUACUACUACUACUACUACUACUACUACUACUACUACUACUACUACUACUACUACUACUACUACUACUACUACUACUACUACUACUACUACUACUACUACUACUACUACUACUACUACUACUACUACUACUACUACUACUACUACUACUACUACUACUACUACUACUACUACUACUACUACUACUACUACUACUACUACUACUACUACUACUACUACUACUACUACUACUACUACUACUACUACUACUACUACUACUACUACUACUACUACUACUACUACUACUACUACUACUACUACUACUACUACUACUACUACUACUACUACUACUACUACUACUACUACUACUACUACUACUACUACUACUACUACUACUACUACUACUACUACUACUACUACUACUACUACUACUACUACUACUACUACUACUACUACUACUACUACUACUACUACUACUACUACUACUACUACUACUACUACUACUACUACUACUACUACUACUACUACUACUACUACUACUACUACUACUACUACUACUACUACUACUACUACUACUACUACUACUACUACUACUACUACUACUACUACUACUACUACUACUACUACUACUACUACUACUACUACUACUACUACUACUACUACUACUACUACUACUACUACUACUACUACUACUACUACUACUACUACUACUACUACUACUACUACUACUACUACUACUACUACUACUACUACUACUACUACUACUACUACUACUACUACUACUACUACUACUACUACUACUACUACUACUACUACUACUACUACUACUACUACUACUACUACUACUACUACUACUACUACUACUACUACUACUACUACUACUACUACUACUACUACUACUACUACUACUACUACUACUACUACUACUACUACUACUACUACUACAGUAAUUGAUGUAUUUUUCUUUGGAAAGCGAGAGGCAAUUUAUUUAAAAUUCAUACAUGAAAUGCAUUUUAUAUAA
Schistosoma bovis is the source of this 1609-nucleotide messenger RNA. The record is from the annotation of a GenBank genome assembly. Lineage: Eukaryota; Metazoa; Platyhelminthes; Trematoda; Strigeidida; Schistosomatidae.